AUGGGAACAACUCAGAGUCGGUAUGAUGAUUUAUCAAAAAAUGUAUGCUUGGAUCAAUUUUGUGGAAUUGAAUCAAUAGCACCCAAUGACACAUUCUGGAACAGAUUUCUGUCAUUCAAUAUUCGGCCCCCGGUGACCAGGAAUGACCAGAUAGAACUCGGGGCAAGGUUGGACUCGACUUGCCAGCGGCUGCUUGCUAAUAAUUUAACCACUGGCAAUUUUGGAUCCUUGAUAACUGUCGCGUUGAUGAGGACUAAUGAACUGUUGAAUUCUAUACAGACUCAAAACAGUAUUAUGUCAGCAUGGCAAACAUACAACGCGCUGUUUGCUGUAAGGUGUAUUUUAAAGUAUUUAGUGGAGACUGUUGGAGAAGACGAGAUGAUUAAACAUACAGAAGCUGUGCCUGAUAAUAUAGAUGAAAAUCAAGUUUAUUCGGGAAGACUUGAAUCAUUUGUUGAAGCUCUUUUAGAAAUAAUUAUAGAUGUGCCUUUAUGUGAAUUCACAUACGUCGUACAUCUAGAAGCAAUUAACUGUCUACUAGUACUCCUGUCAGUCCAACUAUUUUCCCAAACAUCUGCCGACUACAGUCCAAUUUACAGAAUACUAAUGAGUGAUGAACACACAGUACACGCACCAAUUGUCGUUUGUACUUUACUCAACAAUUUUGCGCAACAAGAACAUGCACCGCCUGGUUUACUAGCGCGUGAGGCCGGUGGUAGUAUUGUUUUUAGCAUCGCAGCUGGACUGUGGAAUGUGAUAACCCGCGGAAUGGGCAACAGCUUCAAGAAUAUCCAGGUGUCGAGCAACGGUCUUGUGGAAGAUGAAGAAAAAAAAAGAGACAUCGAGACACCGCUGGCUAGUCAAUCAUUACUAUUACUUUUAGUAUUAACCAACCAUUGUACCACGACGUACAAUCCUUACCGCGAUGCGCUAUUCUCGUUUACAAACAUCCAAGAUGAUAACUCCCACUCGACGCCUUCUACGAAAGCUGUCACGCCUUUUCGCUUCAAUUUAGACAAAUUGUACAGUACUAUUUGUAAAGUUACUAAUACUGAUGAAGUUACGCUGUUGUUGUACAUGUUGUUGCAUCGAAAUCCUGCUGUUAAGGAACAUAUUAUCAAGAAGCCAGAUAUACAGUUACUUGUGACACCAAUUUUACAGAUAUUAUAUCACGCUCCAGAUAAUACUUCACACCACAUUUACAUGUCAUUAAUUAUUCUUUUGAUACUAAGUGAAGACGAGACUUUUAAUAAAAGAAUUCAUGAUAUAAUGCUUAAAGGAGUUCAUUGGUACACUGAAAGAUGCAUAAGUGAAAUUUCAUUAGGUGGAUUGUUAAUUCUUGUUGUAAUCCGGACGAUACAGUAUAAUAUGUUAAAAAUGCGUGACAAAUAUCUGCAUACAAAUUGUCUGGCAGCAUUAGCGAACAUGUCUGCGCAAUUUCACGCCCUGCACCCGUACGUGAGUCAGCGUCUGCUAAGUUUAUUUGAGACACUGGCCAAGAAGCAUGGCCGCCUGGAAGUGAAGAUCCGUACCCAGCCGACGAGUCCGUACCAGCCUACAGAAAAGACUACACCGUCUACCUCGGUGAGCUCGCUGUCCAACGGCGAGGUCAUCAACACCGAAGACUUGAUCCAAGACUUGACGAUACUCGAGGAAGUCCUCAGGAUGGUGCUCGAGAUAAUAAACAGCUGUCUGACUCACCGUCUGGCACAAAAUCCCAAUUUAAUUUACACCUUGCUCUACAAAAAGGACAUUUUUCAACCCUUCCAGACACAUUCCGCCUUUCAGGACAUUAUUCAGAAUAUUUACUCGGUGAUUAAUUUCUUCUCUUAUAAACUCGAGCAGACUGACCAGUCUCAGAUUGGAGUGAGCCAAGUGCUCACAACGAUUCAAGACGGAACCUUGCACUGGCCCAAAGACCGGCUCAGGAAAUUUCCUGAGCUCAAGUUUAGGUAUGUUGAAGAAGAACAACCUGAAGAAUUUUUUAUACCUUAUGUAUGGAGUGUCGUUUGUCAGUGUGCGUUGUUACACUGGAAUGCUGAGAACAUUAAACUGUUUACUCCUAAUAGUUCAGAACAAACUACUAUUGUUGUUUGCUGA
Cotesia congregata is the source of this 2100-nucleotide messenger RNA. The record is from the annotation of a GenBank genome assembly. NCBI's taxonomy places the organism in Eukaryota, Metazoa, Arthropoda, Insecta, Hymenoptera, Braconidae.